Messenger RNA from Megalobrama amblycephala (Wuchang bream), 625 nucleotides. It is a transcript of the gene acot13, whose product is annotated as acyl-CoA thioesterase 13. The record is from RefSeq and is a predicted model, not a curated record. The coding region runs from base 134 to 559 and encodes 141 amino acids. Gene Ontology annotation, molecular function: fatty acyl-CoA hydrolase activity. Lineage: Eukaryota; Metazoa; Chordata; Actinopteri; Cypriniformes; Xenocyprididae. The transcript has 3 exons.
UUUACAGGCAACCUUUCAAAGAGUCUUCAAGAGUGAACUUAGGUUGCCAACCGCCAAUAAACACCAAAGAAGAAGAAGAAGAAGAAGAGUGAACUUGUCCUUUACUGUGUUUUUGGUAUUUGCAAUAGAAGCAAUGGUUUCGUUGUCGCUAAAUUCACUAAAACAGAUCAUGAAAGCGGUGGUGGAUAGUCCUGGAUUUGAUCGGGUUUUAAGUAAGGUUGAAAUACUGUCUGCAUCCCCUGGGAAAGUGGUGUGCGAGAUGAAGGUGGAGGAGGAACACACUAACAGAGUAGGCAAUCUUCACGGAGGACUGACAGCCACGCUGGUGGAUAUGAUCUCCACUACUGCCAUCAUGUACAGUGAGAGAGGAGCUCCUGGGGUCAGCGUGGACAUGAACAUAACAUACAUGAAUGCAGCUAAAAUUGGAGAAGACAUCCUGAUCACUGCGCAGGUUUUAAAACAAGGAAGGACUCUGGCAUUUGCAACAGUGGAUCUCACCAACAAGGCAAACGGAAAACUCAUCGCUCAAGGAAGACACACUAAACACCUUGGUAGCUAAUCAUGUACAUGCUCUGUAAAUUAUGUAGUUCUUUAUGAUAUAUAAUAAAAGUCCAGCAUAAAAAUA